Rotaria sp. Silwood2 is the source of this 766-nucleotide messenger RNA. Lineage: Eukaryota; Metazoa; Rotifera; Eurotatoria; Philodinida; Philodinidae. The record is from the annotation of a GenBank genome assembly.
AUGAAAUCUUGUAUUGAUAAAUCUCAGAAAGAUCGAUUAUCAUCAUCUCUCAAUGGAAUGACACAACUUGAACAGAUUAUUCAUAAUAAUUUCAUAAAAUAUUCAGGCAAUGGUGAUGCCAAAAAUUGUUUAUUACAAACCAUGAACCAAUUUAAACAAUGUCAACUGUCUCGACUCGAUCAAAUUCAAGCUAUUCCAUAUUUAUUGGAAGACUCGACAUAUUUAUGGUAUAUUGAAAAUGAACAAUCAAUUAUUAGCUUUGAAUCAUUUUGCAAGUUAUUUCUUCAACAAUUUGCGUAUAACACAUCUUCAUCAUCAGAUAAUACUUCAUCUCUUACCUCUCAACUUUCUGUUACGAUGGUUCGGGAAAUUAUAAGAACCCCUACUUAUUAUCGUGGAUCAAACGAUGAUGUUCAAGAUUGGUUGGGAAAAUUGGAACAACGGUUUAAAAUGGCAAACUGGGAUGAUGAACAUAAAUUACGAUAUAUUUCUCUACAUUUACAAGAUGAUGCGUAUAAAUGGUGGAUUCAAGCAUCAGAAAAAAUUACGUCGUGGUCGAGUUUUGUUAAUGGUAUUAAGCAAGCAUUUGGAUCAAUAAAAAUGAAAGAAUUGGCAUUUGAACAAUUAAGGUGGUAUAUACAGGGGGUCCCAAAAUUAUAGAACCCCCCCUUUAUUUUUGAAAAUCUUCAGCAAAGAUGAAUAGCUAGAUCAAAUCGAAAUAGUGAUUUAGAUAGCCCUUGAAAUUCUCUAUCGAACAUGGUAUAGA